Molecule: messenger RNA, 1353 nt
Organism: Aspergillus alliaceus
Lineage: Eukaryota; Fungi; Ascomycota; Eurotiomycetes; Eurotiales; Aspergillaceae
Product: putative intracellular protein transport protein (UsoA)
Exons: 4
Coding region: 411-1139 (242 amino acids)
Biological process (GO): endoplasmic reticulum to Golgi vesicle-mediated transport; transcytosis; intracellular protein transport
Cellular component (GO): Golgi stack; endoplasmic reticulum; ER to Golgi transport vesicle membrane
Source: RefSeq, a predicted model, not a curated record
UGAGUAGCUUUGGAGUGAACAACUCACCUUGUUUAUGAACUUACCCCCAAACGUUCGGAGGGUUUGUUUCUCAGUUUGUUCAAUGUUAAAUAUUUAGUACCCACACGGCUGGUGGUGAUCAUGAUAUUACGAGUAAUCAAUCACGAUGUUUCGAAUUCUCGAAUCGCAGGCACCGGCCAAACAAACGGCAACGGAUACAAUCAACACUCUAAGUAAUAGGCUGCAGAGCGCGACGCUACUGGAAGACCGACGGGCGGCAAUUCAAGGCCUUAGAAGUUUUGCAAAAAUCUACCCUGCCUCUGUUGCAUCAGGUGCCUUACGACCAUUGAUCAACUGUCUCAGAAAUGAUCGAGAGGAUGUGGACACAAUCAAGGUGGUCUUGGAGUCCCUGUUGAUGUUAUUUUCCCCCGAUGAGACCUGAGGCGUCCGAUGAAAUAGCUCUCUGGCUAUCCGAUGAGUUUACUCAGCGACAAGAUAAUAUAACAGCUCUCCUUGAUCUUCUUGACACUCGCGACUUCUACUCCCGGCUGUAUUCUUUGCAAUUGAUAUUCCAAAUCUCUAGUGCGCGACCCGAGAGGACGCAGGAGUGUAUCCUAACAGCCCCAUUGGGCAUUCCGAGGCUAGUUAGUGCUCUGAGCGAUGCCCGGGAGCCAGUACGCAAUGAAGCCCUACUGCUCCUUAUUGCUCUAACACCUACGUCGGAAGAAUUGCAAAAACUCGUAGCCUUCGAAAAUGCGUUUGACCUCAUAUUUUCCCUAAUAGAAAAAGAAGGCGCUUUGUCACAUGGGUCCGAAGUUGCGGAAGACUGCCUCUCUUUGCUCGCAAACCUUUUGAGGCUCAAUAUUUCCAACCAGUCCUAUUUUCGGGAGACGGGAUGUGUCAAGCAAUUGGCAAAGCUCCUUGCUGAUGUCAACCAUGAGCAGGAGUCCGAUGAACCCACCCCGCAGUGGACCCUUGCUCAACGCGAUAAGAACAUCUGGGGUUUACUGGUCAUCAUCCAGCUAUUCCUAGCUCGGGGUGGGGUCAACACUCCUGCUAACCAAAUGGCCUUCUGGCAUAGUGGCGUCAUGGAGCAGGUUUUAAGCACAGCCUUUAGUCAGAGGUUCAGUGUUAAUGUCACAUCCAAGGUUUGUUUAUAAAUAGCGUCGCCCUAGUCUCGCUGGAUGGUACUGACUCAUCUAGGCCCUGGCAACAUGUGCUGAUUUGAUUCGUGGAAACCGGCCAUUACAGGAAAGGUUUGGGGAUGUUGAGGUCUUCUGGGGUACACAGCCUACAGAAAACAUCUCUAAUGGAGAACUAGCGAACAAGGGACUUCAACGAAUUAAUGUGAUCGAAGCAUUGCUGAAACUAAGC